AUGGGAUCUACCGGAAAAGCAUACAUUGUGACCGGGGGCAGCUCAGGUAUCGGCCUCGCUGUCGCCCAGGCCCUCCUUGCCCGAGACGCCGUCGUCCAUAUCAUCGACAUAACUACCUCGACCCCCAAAGCCCUCAUCGAAGCGGAGCAAAGCGGCCGCGCCUACAUUCACCGCGGAGUGGACGUGAGCUCCCGCGCACAGAUGACCGAGGCCUUCAAGGCCAUCUUUGAACACUCGCCGGACGUCCACGGACUCGUGAACAGCGCUGGUAUCGCCCCGGACAACCUCGAUGGAUCGGGUCUCCCGGAAUCGGACGAGUCGUUCCGGCGCGUGCUCGACGUCAACGUCUAUGGGACCUGGAUCGCUGGGACUGCGUAUCUGAACGCCGUUCUGGACCGAAACCCGGAGCUCAAGGGCGACGUUGACGGGCGGCCGAUAAAGGAAGGCAUCGCCAGCAUUGUGAAUCUGGCGUCUGAAUCGGUCAUCCGCACAGAUCCGGGCAUGGCCUCCUACAACACGAGUAAACAUGCCGUGGUCGGCUUGACGAGAUCGUGGGCGAAGGACUUUGUCCGGCGCGGGGUGCGCGUUAACUGUGUUGCUCCGGGCAUGACGGACACCCCCAUGAUCCGAAACGACAGUAUCCCGCCGGAAAUGGUGGAUGAGUUCAUCAACGCUGUGCCGCUGAAGCGGCCUGCGAGACCGGAGGAAGUUGCCGAGCUCAUAGUUUUCUUACUGGGGGAGGGAUCCUCUUAUAUGACUGGGCAGAUGAUUCCAAUUGAGGGCGGCAUCACAAUAUAG
Molecule: messenger RNA, 798 nt
Organism: Aspergillus terreus NIH2624
Lineage: Eukaryota; Fungi; Ascomycota; Eurotiomycetes; Eurotiales; Aspergillaceae
Product: SDR family NAD(P)-dependent oxidoreductase
Exons: 1
Coding region: 1-798 (265 amino acids)
Molecular function (GO): oxidoreductase activity
Source: RefSeq, a predicted model, not a curated record